Messenger RNA from Knipowitschia caucasica, 354 nucleotides. The record is from the annotation of a GenBank genome assembly. Lineage: Eukaryota; Metazoa; Chordata; Actinopteri; Gobiiformes; Gobiidae.
AUGGAUUCCCUCAGAGAGAGAGUGGCGGUCCUCGAGAGUCACAGCAGACGUCAAAACAUUCGCGUGGUGGGCUUACCUGAAAAUUUGGAGGACACACGCCCAACCGUUUUCUUCUCCCAGCUCCUGGUUGAUGUAUUUGGGCAGAACACUCUCUCCACGUCCCCGAAGAUUGACCGAGCCCAUCGAACCCUCGCUCCAAAGCCCGCUCCAGGAGCCAGACCCCGUCCUGUGAACAUCCGCCUCCACUGCUUUCAAGUGAAAGACCUGAUCAUCCGUGAGGCCCGUAGAAGAGGACCCCUGCUCUACAAAGACCAUCGAUUCGCAUCUACGAGGACUACAGCCCGGACGUGUUGA